Molecule: messenger RNA, 1008 nt
Organism: Bombus huntii
Lineage: Eukaryota; Metazoa; Arthropoda; Insecta; Hymenoptera; Apidae
Product: mitochondrial 2-oxoglutarate/malate carrier protein-like
Exons: 4
Coding region: 115-1008 (297 amino acids)
Biological process (GO): malate transmembrane transport; thiosulfate transport; oxaloacetate transport
Molecular function (GO): oxaloacetate transmembrane transporter activity; malate transmembrane transporter activity; thiosulfate transmembrane transporter activity
Source: RefSeq, a predicted model, not a curated record
AUAAAUUUUCUGACUAAUAUUUGUUAUUUUCUUAUCUGAUAAUCAUGUAUUAAAAGUUAUUUUAUAUAAUAGUCUUAUGUAAUCUUAUUACCGCUAUUAUGAAAAUUUGCUAGAAUGGCGGCGACAUGUGUAGUUCAUCCUAUGGAUGUAAUAAAGAAUCGAAUUCAGAUACAAAAGGAGAAAACUUCUGUCGGUAAGGUCGUCGCCUCCAUAUACAAAAAUGAGGGCAUUUUGAAAUUUUAUUCCGGGCUUAGCGCUGGUCUUGUACGACAAGCGACUUACACCACUGUAAGACUUGGUAUAUACAAUCAAUUACAUGAAUAUUGGAAAGAAAAGUACGUGGGCAAACCAAAUUUUGGUGUAAUGUCACUGAUGGCAGCUACAGCAGGAGCUAUUGGAGCCUUUGUUGGUACACCAGCAGAAGUCGCCCUCGUAAGAAUGACGGCCGAUGGCAGAUUACCGAAAGAGCAACGAAGGAAUUACAAAAACGUGUUCAACGCGUUUGCAAGAAUUUCUCGAGAAGAAGGAAUCACCACUCUUUGGAGAGGCAGUGUAGCAACGAUGGGACGAGCGGUGGUUGUCAAUGUAUCACAACUUGCAACUUACAGUCAAGCAAAAUUUUUAAUAUCCACGAAAUGUACUUAUCUGCUUCAAAUAUUAUCUAUAUCGGAAGAAUUUAUAUCGAUAGAAGUAUCAAACACGUUUUAUUCCACAGUGAAUAUACCGGAGGGUGUUGGUCUGCAUUUCUCUGCGUCAAUGUUAUCUGGAUUCCUUACUACCUUCAACUCUAUGCCAUUUGAUAUAACUAAAACAAGACUGCAAAACUUGAAAGGUGUGGAAAAGCCACCUGGUAUGAUCACAAUGUUAUUGUCGAUAGCGAAAACCGAAGGUGUAAAGGCACUUUGGAAAGGUUUCUGGCCUACAUAUUGUAGAGUAGGGCCACACACAGUACUAACGUUUAUCAUUAAUGAACAAAUUGCAAAAAUGUAUAGACGAUACGCAACAUAG